AUGUCGGACACUGCAGCUGAUCAGGACAAACAUACCCAGCCGUCUGAGGAUGGCCAAGACGAUGACGAUAAUCAAGACGACAACCACCCUCGCAAGCGCCAAAGGGUGAGACUCUCCUGUUUGGAAUGCCGGCGUCGCAAGCUGUCCUGUUCCCGAGACUUGCCGUGUGAUCGUUGUAUCAAAUCAGGCACUCCAGAAAGAUGCAAUUAUGAGACUCGGCCUGGUAGCGCAACUAUCGGCCCGAACAUAUCUUCAGUCGGUCCUGGCAGUAUUUCUAAUGUCGUUGAUAUCGGAAGUCGAACUAUUCCCAUCGACCUAAGCCGCGGAGGUGUAGGACGGGACAUUAAUGCCAACAUACUCAAGGAUGCCGCCAAGGACCACGACCGUAUCCGCAAGCUUGAACUUGAGGUUGCACAGCUCAGAAGUGCACUGUCCAAGCAAACAUCUGUUGAUGGUACGACCAUAGCUGCGACUCCAUCUACAGCGAAGGAUGGACUUGCUAAAGACAGCCCACUCGACAUCCCGAUGCCUUCCUUCCUUCAACGAUGCAAACGUGGUGACGGACUUGACUUCAAGUUCGUCAGAGGCCAUAACUUCAAGACCAGGUUUUUCGGCCCUCACAACGCCUGGUCGUCAUUCAAAGAACUGACUGGCCUCACUCCUUUCAUGAGGGAAACGGCAGAGGAAUGGCUCCGGCCCUUGAAUAUCACGCGGAAGGAUCGCAAGAGGAGAAGGGAAGAUCGUCAGAAAUUAUUUGAAGCGCCAGAUCCUGACUUAGAAGGGUUACUGCCGUCAAGAGAAGAAACAGACUCUCUAGUAAAUGUCUACUUGGACCAAUUCGAGCAAUUGCAUCGUAUCAUCCAUGUACCUACUUUCAGAAAGGAGUAUGAGAGGUUUUGGGAUCCCAACCAGCCAAGGCAUGCAGUAUUUACUGCGUUGUUGUUGGCGAUGCUGGCGACCUCUAGUUGUAUGGACAUGCAAGCAACCUCAAAGUUUAUUGGCGUCAAAUCCAAUGGCUUUCAAACAGCUGAAAAGUGGACGAAAGCUUGUGACGUAUGGUUCGACAAGCAAAGUCACAAACAUAGAAACAUGAUCCACUAUCAAAUCAUGUGCAUGUUGUACCUGGCAAAACGGGCCAACGUCAUUAAGAAGAAGAGGUAUUGGACAAACGCUGGUUCUUUGAUCAGGGAUGGCAUCAUAGUCGGUCUUCACCAUGAUGGCGAUCAGGUCUCGAGCAAGAUCACUCCCUACUACCGAGAGAUGCGCAGACGAAUCUGGGCCACAAUGAUGGAGUUCGACCUUCAAGCAUCCUUUGACCAAGGAGUCCCAACCCUACUAAGCCAAAUUUCUAUUGACGCCAAAGCUCCACGGAACAUUGACGAUGAUGAUUUCGAGAUGGAGAGCGAGGAGCUUCCUCCUUCCAAAGAUUCCACCGAGUACACAUACGCAUCAUACCAGCACCUUGCUAGGCAAAGUCUUCAGACAAGAUUAGAGCUCAACCGUGUGAUGACUGGACCCGCUGCAGACCUGGAUUGGGAUCGUGUCAAUCGGUACACGGAAAUGAUCACAAACGAAAUCGAUGCCUUGCCGCCUUGGGACAGCGAAGAGUGCAACAAAACAAACGAUUCCCGAAAACCGGUGUUGGCACACGCUUUAUUACACAUACAGCUGCGACAGUAUCUGAUUCCACUCCACCAACCAUACCUGAAGCUUAGACAACACAACUCGAAGUAUUCGGUAGCCGAAUUCAUUUAUUACACGGCUGCCCGGGAUAUUGUGAUGAUGCAUGAACGUUUAUUUUCGAAGGGCAUCAGGACGCUAUACUUUCUACGCGAAGAUAUCAUGCACGCUGCUGUCAGUCUCUGUAGUGUUACUCUUCAUCAGCCACGAGAUUCUACUACCGUAAUCAUGUCGAACUCAGCGGAGACACUAAAGCUGAUAGAGAAGUGCAUCGGUAUCAAAGAAGAUCGCGUCCUUCGGUGCGGUAACAACGACCCAUGGGGCUACUCGUCGAUGUGUGCAGCCCUCGGCCUUCUCGAAACCCAUCUGGGUAAGAAGACGUUCGAAAACGCUAAGGCUUCGGCGGCAGAACGCUUCAUUAGCCUGCAUUACAAGCUGCUGGCAUAUCAAAUACCUCCCUUCUCAAACAACCUGGACAACGAUGCCACGACAGGCGGCGCGCUCAGAGGGCAGGAAGCCGUGAGCCAAGCCAAGCCGGCGGCGCCGUUCGAUCCAACAGAUAGAUCCGGGAUUGCAGCAGCACAAAUACAAAUGCAGCUAGGAGCUACACCGUUUCAUCGAGAAGGGCUACCGCUCUCAAUGCCUUGGUUGCUGCCACAUACCAAUCUGACACAAGGUCAGGUCAUGGCACCUAAUCCAGAGCUCAACUCAAGUCUGGAAAUGAUUGGAAUGGAUUUGAACGAUCUAUGGAGUGGUAGUGACUGGACUGGUACGGACUUCAUGUAG
Molecule: messenger RNA, 2466 nt
Organism: Truncatella angustata
Lineage: Eukaryota; Fungi; Ascomycota; Sordariomycetes; Amphisphaeriales; Sporocadaceae
Exons: 2
Coding region: 1-2466 (821 amino acids)
Biological process (GO): DNA-templated transcription; regulation of transcription by RNA polymerase II
Cellular component (GO): nucleus
Molecular function (GO): zinc ion binding; DNA-binding transcription activator activity, RNA polymerase II-specific; RNA polymerase II cis-regulatory region sequence-specific DNA binding
Source: RefSeq, a predicted model, not a curated record